GUUCUACAAGAGCCAGGCGAGUGUCUCUGCAGUUUCGGCCAGCUUGUGGCCAAGCGUCUGCAGUCAAAGAACCUGAAUGCCCUGUCGGGAGCAAAAGCAUCCUUUUUCAUGGGAAGCGGAAGUUCAGCUGCCAUCCGCCACGGGAUUGACUCUGCAUCCGCGGAGGGUCUCAAGGAGCUUGUCCUUGGACUUCCGUCAGAAGAGCAGUCCAAGCUGCGUGAAGCCGUGGAAAAAGCACAGGGCCAGAGCAUCGCUCUCGGGACUGCCGACUUGUCUGGCUUCUUUAGGAAGACCUACGUUGAUGGUGGCUUGUACGAUGGGUUGUGCUACAAGGAGGAUAUCGUCGAAGGAAGCCAACCAACAUACAGGUACGAUGCUCCCGAUGGGCCGGUGCAUGUUUGGCGCCAUGCCCUCGAUCUGUGUGGUUCUCAUGAGGAAGAGGAUGUCAUCGUGUUGUAUCACUACACGAACCUACUGGGCUUCAUGAACGUGUCAAAUGUGCAACAGACUACAUCGGGGCUCUAUGCCACACAGCAUGAGCCAUCAGUGUGGCAGCACAGACUUCGCACACUCUUGAACAACUACAGCAACGGUGAUCCUUGGAGGGUGGACCUUGAGGACGAUGAGUGCAAGCUCAGGAACCAGGAAUGGGGCGAUGGGAGCGCCCUCGGACACAGGGCCGCAUUCUGCGUGCCCUUGCGUGUGCCAAAGGAGUUGGCGUACAACAUCUUCCAAAGGUUGACACCCGACAUGAAGCAGAGGUGUAUUCAGGGCGAGGAUGGAAGGGAGCGGGCAGUUAAGUUGGGAGAAGACUACAAAGGACGUGAAGUGCACUCAAAUCGAGAUGUGUGGGUUGUGCGACUGAUGGAUGAGAAUGGUCAAGUCAAGCAUGCAACCGCUGCAAACCGAGGCCGCAUUGAUCUCCUCACCAUUCGCCUGUCGAAGCUUCGAACCGCGCAAAAACUGUCGGAUACUCAAGCCUUUGACUGUGCUCUGGAGCUCGGCUUUCGAUUGUUGAGUCGGGGCAGGUUCCAUGAAGCAGAAGGGCUUUUGCAAGACUGCUACAAGGAAUGCAAGAAGGAGCUUGGAGAUGUUCACCCUACCACUGUGAAAAGUGUUCUUGCGCUCGCUCACACAUGUCGCGAACAUGGACAGCUCCUGCCAGCGGAACAUCUACUUCGAGAUUCUGUUGCGGCGGUGACGAGCCAAUUAAGUCCAGAAGAAGCCAGCAAAUUAAUGCCGGCCCUCGCCAACGAGCUGGUCCAGUGCUUCGUGGAUGUGCAGCGCUUCGAAGACGGGGAGCAGUUCCUGCAGGAUGCAGAGCCCUUCUUAUCGGCGGAGUAUUGCUGCCAGGGCCGUGCCCAGUUGAAGAUGGCCCGCCUCGCCAACGCUGGGAAACCCGAGCAGCUCAAGGAGAAGUACCGAGGUGUAACCUUUGGUCCACGACAUGUGGCUUCGGGUCAGAGGGUCGUACACCAGGUUCUCGCAAACCCCUGCAAGGAGGCGAUAAAGCUUGGGCUGGAAGCAGUGACUCGCUCCUUGCGCGCUGCGGACGGAUGUCCAGAUGAGGAAAUUUCGGAACAAACGGUCGAGCUCAUCGACGUCAUGGCACCGCACUUGCUGCAUCAGGGCCGUUUCCAUGAAGCUUUGCCGCUGCUACAGUCGAGCCUGAAGACCAAAGAAGCUAAACUGGGAUCCUCCCAUAGCAUCACCGAGCAGACCAGGGGUGCUUUUGCAAACUGCCUCUCCUACCUCGGGCGAUGGAACGAAGUUGAGGCCCUGUGCCGUGAGAGGCUGGAGGCUUUGCAGCAAGUGAGCCCACCGAACUGGGAGAAGAUCAGCACCAUGAAGCGGGGCUUAGCAGGAUCCCUUCUUCAGCAGCUCCGGUUCGCAGAGGGCGAGCAGCUCCUGCAGGAGGCCUUGGACACCAACCGCAGGGAGCUCGGAAAGACUCAUCCUGAGAGCCUCGAAGUGAUCAAGCUUCUGGCACCUCUCGCGCAGCAUCUGGGAAGGAUCCCAGAGGCCCAGGCACUUCUUGAAGAAGUGCAGGAGGCCGAGGCUUCUGCAUGGCAGGAUCUGAAAGAGAAGAGGCAGCGACUGGGAGACACCUUAAACCCCGAGCUCCGCCAGUCCAUUACCACCUUGCAAAAGCUGCUGCAAUCCCAAGGGCGGCUUAAGGAGCUGGAAGCUCUGAUGUGGGAGCUGCUGAAGACAAACAGAGCAGACAUGGAGAAGGGAAAGCAUGCUUUUCACGGCCUCGAUUGGCGAGACGGCUUCGAUUGGCUCGAAAGCACCUUGCUCGCCACUUUGCUGGCAGAAGCCAGGGUGCCCGAAGCAGAGCAUCUCCUCACAGAGGACUUGGAGCUCAAGCGGCGCACCCUGGGCAACGAGAACAUGUCAACUCUCAAUACCCUAGAACAGCUGGCAAGCUUGCUUCAGCAACAGGGUCGCCAUGCGGAAGCUGAGCCUUUGCUUCAAGAAGCUAUCAAAGGCAAACGGGCGCCUUACAUGGAAAUGCGGCAGACGCUUGAGGCAUCAGAAGAUCGCUAA
Symbiodinium necroappetens is the source of this 2550-nucleotide messenger RNA. NCBI's taxonomy places the organism in Eukaryota, Dinophyceae, Suessiales, Symbiodiniaceae. The record is from the annotation of a GenBank genome assembly.